Molecule: messenger RNA, 5082 nt
Organism: Spirometra erinaceieuropaei
Lineage: Eukaryota; Metazoa; Platyhelminthes; Cestoda; Diphyllobothriidea; Diphyllobothriidae
Source: the annotation of a GenBank genome assembly
AUGAGCCGUUGUGCUCAAUCUUUACAAGAAGCUAGGAACAAGGCCCGCGCCUUGAACAGCAUGCUGCAUAGUUUCCGUAGGGUCAUUUCAACUCCUCGUCUGACGGUCUGCCAGAUGAGACUUUAAUGCCAGUUUGUGAGAAAAGCCCUUUGUCUGUUCAAUCGGUCUGCAGUGUCAUGUGUGAGUGAGAAGCAGACCAGGAUCGAAACCCCAUGCUAGUAAUCCUGCAUUCAUAGGCAGCCCUUCUGGGAAACGCAGUUUACCUGAAGGUCGAACGGAACAGUGUCUCGUAUAGACCCACCCCACAUCAAUUUCAUUGGUUGGUUGAUUGCUUUUGCCCCCCUCCCCCCCAAACUGGUCAGGCGUUAGAUGCGCUGAACCAUCCCCUGGGCCAUUUUGGAUUCCGGCAGUCGGUAUCCGUUAGUGCACCAUAUAUAAUGCACGCAUUUUUGUGUGCAGCAUCAAGCACGCCACCGGCCAUCACCUUGUUGUAGUUGUUGUUGUUGUUGUUGUUGUUGUUGUUGUUGUUGUUGUUGUUGUUGUUGUUGUUGUUGUUGUUGUUGUUGUUGUAGUUAUUGUUGUUGUUGAUCAAAAUCCUUUUGAUUUGCUGUGUGGACCAGGAGUUGUGGAUAGGAGCGCCAAUGUGCCAGCUCGACUGUGCCAUCCACCUGCUCCCUACUACACCUCCUGAUAUCUUGACUCUGUUUUGACAUCGGAUCCAGGAGGGGGAGGAGAAGGAGGAGGAGGAGGAGGAGGAGGAGGAGGAGGAGAGCGCGGUAGGUGCUGGAUGAAGCUUAUGAUUCUGAAGCUGAAUUCGAGCAGGAAUUAGAAACGUCCGGCUAAUAAAGCUCUUCUCCCUGCGAUCGUGUCUUCUUGUUCUUCUUCUUCUUCCUCUUCUUCUUCUUCUUCUUCUUCUUCUUCUUCUUCUUCUUCUUCUUCUUCAAGACUGCUUCCUGCGACUCGUCUCUUCGCUUCUAUUGGCAAUACUACUAUUAUUGCUACCACCAACACCACUACCACUAGUCCUAAUACUACUACUACUACUACUACUACUACUACUACUACUACUACUACUACUACUACUACUACUACUACUACUACUACUACUACUACUACUACUACUACUACUACUACUACUACUACUACUACUACUACUACUACUACCACUCCUACUAAUACUAAUAAUAAUAAUAAUAACACUACUACUACAACUACGACUACUACAGCUACUACUACUACUACUUCUACUACUACUACUACUAAUACUACUACUACUACUACAAUUCUACAAUAUUCAAAUGUGCCUAGGCCGAAGAUGUCCAUGCAUACUUCACGCCAACAUAAACUCCCGUGGUAUAGAGGCAUAUUGGCGGCCGGUUGGACGGCAGCAUCUUCCUAUCCUACUCCUCCUCCUUCUCCUCUUUGUCAUUUCCUUCCUCCUACUUCCUGAUCCUACUCUUCUUAACAUUAUUUAACGCUGACGCAGGCACAACAUGAUCUCACUCCGACUAGGCGCAAUUUGCUGAAGUCUACUCUUAGUCAGACCUUGCUCUGAACUUUGCGUCAUGCCACUGCACUAAUUCAUCCAUAAGUUGGCAACCUUCCGCAAAAUCCGAGGCCGCGACCGUGGUAUGCGACCUUGAACCAACUAACCCCCAAAAUUCCGACUGAUGUCCAAGAGUACGCACACCCACGCUAAUCUGUCUGCGUCUGCAACAGCCGAUCAUCGCAUUAGACCCCCUGCAAUCCCUCCUGCUGCUGCUGUUAGAACUCAGCGCUUCCCCUUCCCCCCUUCUCCCCUCCUCCGCCCUCCAACCCACCCCCCCACCCCCUUCUGUGCCGCUAAUGGAUGCUACUGGCAUGCCGGACAACUCCUGCGUACCUCAGCCCACCUCUUUGUUUGCCCGUAAGAGUACAACACAGCAGUAGCCCUAGCACAGGCAACUGACGGCAACAGAAGAGGAGGUUACCCAUGCAGUAUAGACCGGCUCAGGGGUGGGGUAGCGGGGGUGCGGGUGGGGGAAUGAGGGACCGACCAGGCAGUGCGGACAAGCAUUUGUCAUUCGGUCGCCUAUGCAUUAUCCCAAUCGGUGGUGCAAGACAGAGGUGGCAUUUGGCGGCAGGGGAAUGGCAACGCUAUGAAGCUGCACAUUUAAACCAAUGAUUUAACAAUACACAUGUCCUUCCUCGUGCGCGUCCCAUUCCCUCACUCCGCCCCCCCCCCCCUUUUAAAUUGGCACAGAAACCGAAAUAAUGUGGGGUGCACUGAGGGCGGUCAGGUGUCAGGUCUGCACAUACAAUGUGUGCGUGGAUGAACUGUCGACUGCGGAGGGUCCCGAGCGUAGGCUUCAAUUUGCGACCGACGCGCUUGUUUGUUUGUUUGUUUUUCCUUUCCCGAAUUGGGUCGACGGGGGGAUGAGUGGGAUAGGAGAACUGAUAUGCUAAUUUGUCAUUGGGGUAGGAAAACUGAAAUGAGCCCUAUGGACCGCAUCUGACACAUGUUCAGUGUAUACAUAAACGUACACUUGGUCCUCGAAACCUACGCGAACUCCUCAGGGUGAGAGCAUGAUGAAAAUGCUUCGACCUCCUCGUGUGACAAAAAUGGACCUUCCUCGUCCGGAAUAAUUGCCUCCGGAGUCCAAACUACUUUUAAUGCAUCGGUUUGUUAUACGACUGCCAUCAAAAUUUCUUCGCAGUACUUCGAGAUUACAGUACUUAAUUAGUUUUGCAGAAGUGGUUGGUGCAUAUUUAUUAAAAAGGACAAAUUGACCAAUAGCCGUCUUGAGCGUCGCCCCGUUCUCGUUAUGCAGGCUUUUACUACCUGCAGGCGGUCGUGCAUGUAUUUCAAAGGGUGUCAAUGACAUGAAUGAAUGUGGACAAUGAAUUGCAGCAUCAAUGAAGAGGGCCUUGCAGCAAGUGUCUAGAGUGAAAUCUAGCAGUAGCAGACUGACCUCACCUAGAAGAAUAAGCUCGCUGUUCACAGGUAUUCACUACGCGGCAAUUACGCCCCUUGUCGGCUGAAAUAUCCAAACGCUAAUUCAACGGCCGAUCGGAGGGCUGAUCGGACGAUGCCAUCUUCAAAAUGAAUGGGUGGUUAAAUCGAUAUAACUGCGUUUAUUGGUGUGAUUGCAAACGCUAAGAAAUAUUACAACAGGAGUUUAAUUUGCCUGGUGUCACUCUUUGCGCUGGUGGUGGUGGUGGUGGUGGUGGUGGUGGUGGUGGUGGUGGUGAUGGUCGUGGUGGUCGCUCACUUGCUCGCAGGUGAGACUACGCCUAGCGUCCAUUUGCUGGCACCCAACUCUCACCUGUGGCUCCACGUAGCUGGGCUCUGCUCAGCGGCCACACCCCGGGCAACCGCCUUGACCAGCGGGCUAAAGCAGGUGAGGGCGCUGUGCGCUUGUGCCGCGUGCACAGUGUACUGCGGACUCCGCUGGACGUUUGGUCGAAUGAAACGUUGCGCCGUCGUCGCCGAGACGAGGCUCUGCCUGGUACGCCGUUGGACAGCUGCUGCCGGGAUGGGUUCCCGCAUCGCCUUAGCUGAGACGCGCCCACCUACGCCGGCAGAGACCGCGGACCUCGGCAUAUGCGGUCGUUCUCCACUACAAACAUAAAAUCGUGGCCCCAUAGUGGGAUUCGGUCGCGCCAAACAGGCACACAGGCAGCCCGAUUCGGGGGGCACUGCCUGUCCCCAUUACGGGGGAGAGCCUAGAAAAUGUGGCCUAAACAUUGCUGGGCACCACGCCGUCUCCAGGCUAGCCAGGGCCGCAGACGUCUAAUCAUGGUCGAAACACUCAAAAUCGAAACAACAACAACAACAACAACAACAACAACAACCAUACUCAUUCUCCUCAUCCUACCUCUUCUUCCUCUUCCUCUGCCUAUUCUUCUGCCUAUUCUUCUCCUUCGUCAUCUUCUUCUCCACUUCCUUCCCGUCGCCCCACUCGCUGUCACCAGACUGGCAGUGUGAGCCCGCUCACUCAGGCAGCCUGGAAUGUUCGUUCCCUUUUAGACAAUCCGAGGAGCAACCGACCGGAACGGAGGACGGCGCUAGUGGCACGAGAACUGGCGCGCUACAAGGUGGACAUCGCCGCACUCAGCGAGACCCGAUUCUCCGAACAAGGCCAACUGGAGGAGGUGGGUGCCGGUUACACCUUCUUCUGGAGUGGUCGACCCAGGGCAGUGCGACGUGACGCGGGUGUCGCCUUCGCCAUUCGGAACGACAUCGUGGGACGACUGUCCUGUUUGCCGCAGGGAAUCAACGACCGCCUGAUGAGUCUCCGCCUGCCUCUCCGGCGAGGAGGCCAGUUCGCCACCAUCAUCAGCGCCUACGCUCCGCCGAUGACCAACCCCGACGCCGUCAGAGACAAAUUCUAUGAGGACCUGCACGCCCUCUUGGCGACUGUGUCGAAGGCGGACAAGUUGAUUGUCCUUGGUGACUUCAACGCCCGCGUCGGCACAGACCAUACUGCCUGGAGGGGAGUGCUGGGUCCCCACAGUCUCCGCGGCUCCAACGACAACGGCCUGCUUCUCCUCCGCACCUGCGCAGAACACCGCCUCAUCCUGACGAACACCUUCUUCUGUCUGCCGGAGCGAGAGAAGGCCACCUGGAGGCAUCCUCGGUCGCGUCAGUGGCAACUGCUGGACUAUGUCCUCGUCCGGAGGCGAGAUCAGCGGGACGUGCUGGUGACGAAGGCGAUCGCGGGUGCUGACGGGUGGACCGACCAUCGUCUCGUCAACUCGAAGAUGCGUAUUCGCCUACAGCCUCGCAGGAGACCACAAGGUAAGCGACCCCCAGGUAAGCUGAAUGUCACUUUGUUGUCUUUGCCCGCUCAGCAUCUUCAUUUGAGCAAUGAGCUAGCUCAACGGCUAGACAACCUUCCAAUCGCCGCCGCCGCCAACGACGCGGCCGCUGUUGAGAACGCCUCCGUGGAGAACCGCUGGUGUCAACUGCGAGACACGGUCCAGACGACGUCGCUAGCCGUCCUCGGUCGCGCUCCCCGCCAACACCAGGACUGGUUCGACGACAACGACGCCGCCAUCAUAAAUCUGUUUGCUGCGAAGAACCGCUUACACAAAGCCUAA